AUGCUCUCCGACCUCUCCCUCGCUCUCAUAUCGGACUGGGCCACUACCCUCACACUAAUCUUCGGAGGAUGUUGUAGCAAUGCACUCACACUAGAACAACUGACGUCCCACUAUCCCAAGUCUGGAUCACUUAUCACCUUCGCGCAAUUUCUCGCCAUCUCCAUCCAUGGGCUGCCCAAGUUCAUAAUCUUCACGCCAUACCCCAGGCUUCGGCCACGCCGGAUACCACUGCUCCCCUACCUGCUUCAAGUUGCGCUCUUCUGUGCCGUUUCCCUACUAAACAAUGCCGCGUUUGCAUACCGGGUACCUAUGGCCGUGCACAUCAUAUUCCGAAGUGGUGGUUUGGUCAUUAACAUGAUAAUGGGAUGGUUGCUGAGGCGAAAACGGCGAGUGGGGCACUCUGCUGCGCAAGUCGCGAGUGUGUUGCUCGUGACGGUGGGUGUAAUCCUCACGACACUCUCUGCUUCCAAGCCCAAAGCACCUGGAACAAGCCAGCUUUCCGGUCUGUCUUCUCCAGAUCAUACUAAGACCUACAUUUUUGGCAUAUCUAUUCUCACCCUUGCGUUGAUCCUCUCUGGAUUCCUCGGCAUGGUGCAGGAUAAGACUUUCGCCACCUAUGUCCGGAAUGCCCCUCCGCCUGCCAAGGACAUUGAGGGCAAGGCAUCCACAGAGCAGCCCCCAGCAUGGCAGGAAUCCAUGUUCUACCUCCACCUCCUCUCAAUGCCGAUGUUCUACUUCCUCUGGGACGACCUCGUCUUCCAGUUCACUGUACUGAACGCCAGCCCGACCAUGCAGCUCGUCGUCCCCUCGCCGCUCCCGCUCAGGUCGACCUCGAGCGGAGAUAUCUACGCCACAUCAAACGCCUCCAUGCCCCUCGCGCACCUGACUUCCAUCUCGCUCCCGAGCGGGUACAUCCCCCUCGUGCUGAACACCCUCACGCAGAUUGUGUGCGUGUCGGGUGUGCACCGUCUCACGUCCCGCGUGUCCUCGCUGACCGUUACGCUCGUGCUCGUCGUCCGCAAGGCCGUCUCGCUGCUCAUCAGUGUGCUCAUGUUCAGUUCGCGUGGCGCGGAGCAGCCCGGGAACAGAGGCAUGAUGUGGGCCGGGGCGGCAAUGGUGUUUGCUGGGACGGUACUUUACUCUCUUGCCUCGCGUGGGACGCCGCCGAAGCAGAUAGAGGGGAAAGCGAAGCAGGAGUAA
Molecule: messenger RNA, 1200 nt
Organism: Phanerochaete carnosa HHB-10118-sp
Lineage: Eukaryota; Fungi; Basidiomycota; Agaricomycetes; Polyporales; Phanerochaetaceae
Exons: 3
Coding region: 1-1200 (399 amino acids)
Biological process (GO): transmembrane transport
Cellular component (GO): Golgi membrane; endoplasmic reticulum membrane
Molecular function (GO): UDP-N-acetylglucosamine transmembrane transporter activity
Source: RefSeq, a predicted model, not a curated record